Molecule: messenger RNA, 703 nt
Organism: Solea senegalensis (Senegalese sole)
Lineage: Eukaryota; Metazoa; Chordata; Actinopteri; Pleuronectiformes; Soleidae
Gene: rnf224
Product: ring finger protein 224
Exons: 3
Coding region: 64-627 (187 amino acids)
Source: RefSeq, a predicted model, not a curated record
GAAGAGUAAGAGAGAGAAAAAGAAAUGUGAGGUAAAAACACGGAGGAGAAAAUUAUAACAAAAAUGUCUGACAACGGGAAAGAAGAAGAAGAAGAAGCAGAGGAACAGGAAGUGACCGGUCCACCCCUCCCUGCCUCCUCUGCUGCUACCAUGGAGACGAUGAUGACGCUGAGGCGGGACCUGGUGUGCAUCGUGUGCUUCGGCAACUACGAUCUGGCGACGCGGUUGCCGCGGCGACUGCACUGUGGCCACGCCUUCUGCCAGGCGUGUCUGAAGCGGCUGGACACAGUGAUUAACGAACAGGUGUGGAUCCCAUGUCCUCAGUGUCGUCAGAACACGCCGAGGCCCAGGGGUGGAGCGGCGGGUUUGGACCUGGACCUCGCCUCCUUCCUGGGGGUCAAAGCGCAGCAGACGUGCUCCUCCUCCUCCAGGAGCUCUGGCUGCAGGGAGGGGACAGCGGCCGCCACCAUGGCCCAGGACGGGAAGCUGUGGCUGAGGAAGGAGGCCGCCGACGAUGGCUGGUCACAUGGAGGUCUGGCAGAGCCGCGCUUCCAUCGCUACGGUAACUGCUGUCCGCCAGUCUCCUACUGGCUAUGCUGCUGGUCCUGCUGCCCUGGACGGGGCUGACUUAGAGGGGCGGGGGUUAGGCUAACCAAUGAUGUAAAAACUUUAUUUAACUGUAAUAAACUGUAACUGUAAAGGA